Molecule: messenger RNA, 2754 nt
Organism: Cololabis saira (Pacific saury)
Lineage: Eukaryota; Metazoa; Chordata; Actinopteri; Beloniformes; Belonidae
Gene: ttc5
Product: tetratricopeptide repeat domain 5
Exons: 9
Coding region: 188-1501 (437 amino acids)
Molecular function (GO): protein binding
Source: RefSeq, a predicted model, not a curated record
GGUGCAGAAACACAGAGCUCGUUUCCUCUGGGUUAAAAUUUAAUCCGUUUUUCACAUUUAGCACCAGAAAUCUCCGCAUUUGAGGAGUGUUGCAGUCAGUGCUCAUUUGAAAAGCAUCUGGUUUGUGCUGUGCUGCGGUGUGCUGUUAGUUUCCGUGGCCACAGAGCUGUGUGGGCUGCAGGAGAAGAUGGCUGCAGGAGGAGAGAAGAGCGAGGAGCAGAUGAUGCAGGAGCUUGUGGACGAACUUUACAAUUUCAGAGACUCUUAUAUCUCGACUCGUAGUGUGGAGGAAGCUGGGAACAAACAAAGGGAAGUUGCAGAGGAGAUGGAACGGACACUAAAGAAAGUGGAGGAAAAAGAAAAGUGCUUUAAACAGAAAGCAGAGUUUUUGCUGCUGAAAGGCAGGUGUCUGAACGUGACCCCAGAUUUCAGUAGUGUCGCAGAGGAGUGCCUUUCCCGUGCCGUGAAGCUGGACCCUGGACUGGUUGAGGCCUGGAACAUAUUGGGGGAGCAAUACUGGAAAAAAGGAGAUUUGAUUGGUGCUAAUAACUGCUUUACUGGUGCCUUACAACAGAACAAGAACAAAGUUUCUCUGCGCAACCUCUCUAUGGUGCUUAGGCAGCUGCCAGCAGCCAGCCGUGACUUGCAGAAGAAGAAGGUGCUGGAGAGUGUGGAGUUGGCCCGAGAAGCAGUCGAACUGGAUGUAAUGGAUGGGACAUCUUGGAAAGUCCUGGGAAACGCCUAUGUAUUUGUGUUUUUCGCCGGUGGGCAGGAUCCACAAUUCUCUCAAAAAGCUUUUCGUGCUUAUACUAAAGCUGAGACUGUGGACAAAGCUGCUUCUUCCUUUGCAGAGCUGCAUUUCAACAGAGCCACUUUGUUCCAGUACGAGGAGAUGUUUGGGAGCGCGCUCGCCGGCUACGGCCGGGCAGCAGCGUUGGACCCGAGCUGGGAAGUGGCACCAGUGAGAGAGAAGCAGCUACUGGAUUAUCUGGAGAAAGUGAUAGAACUCAUACAGAACAAGGGGAAGGUGAAAGGGCAUCGAUUACGGAAGAUGCUCUCCAACCUCAACACCUCAGCUUUGGGUCCCUGCUCGUCUCCCACGUUCCGCUGUCCCUCGGACCGUGUGGGCAGCCUGGAGCCUCAAACUCUCUCCUCCUUCAAACUUGGUCACAAUGCCGGGGUUGCUGCUCUGGGAAAGGUGGUGUUCAGCCUGGCCGCUGACGGUCGCAUGGCUUUUACAUUCGGCAUGGUUGACAGUGAGGAGACGUGUGUCGUGGUGAUGGUGUAUAACACGGCCGACAGCUGGGGUGUCCUAAUAGGAGACUCUGUUGUCAUUCCUGAACCUAACGUGAAACGACACAGUAUCACCCAUAAAGAUAAGACAUUUGACUUCAAAAGUAUAAGAGUUGACUCUCCACUCUUCCUCAUCGUCAACGGCAAGAAGCAAAACAUCCAAAGUCAGAUUCCUGUCUCAGUGAGCUACACGAUACAGAGUGAUUAACAGCAGCUCCAAGAAAAAGGACAACGUUCUCAUUUUCUUCUUCUGAUUCGCCAGUUCCACUUUUUUGCCUGUUUUAUUGGCUAUUUGUAAAUAAAUGUCAGUGUUUUGUUUAUUUCUAUUUAAUUAAUUCCAUUUUUUUACUGUUAGUGUAUGUCCAACUUGGAGAGGUUUUUGUAAAUGAAAGGACCUGUUUUCGUUUCAAUGUCAGAGUUGAGAGUUCUGCAUAGCUUUAAGAAAAAGAAAAUAUCUUAAACAUUUUUGUUUGUGUUGUGUCUUAAAGGAGAAGCUGUCAGAGUGGAAUAAUAAGACAAAGUUGUUUACUCAAGACUUUCAUUUUUAUCCAUAAGUUGGCAUAUGCACAGUGCAGGAACUUAGAAAUUGAUGCAAGUAAAUGGGAUUCAGCCGCCUCUUCAUCUUGGCUUCCAAGUGGCUCUCAGAAUUCUUGAUAAAGUCCAGUUAUUAUAUUUUCACUGCGACAUUUAUCCAUUGUUACUCAACAAAAAUGCACUCAAAAACAAACUUGUCUUCUGAUUUGAGCGCUUAAUAAACAGUUUACUACAAAUGUGCGGUGUCAGGGACAUUCCUAUUACAUUUCACACUUUAAAUAAGGACUGUCUUGGUUUGACCUGUAUUUUUUUUCUCCCUACAAACAGGAUUUCUUUAAAUAUAAGCAAGCAUUUUAUUGCCACUCCUCCCUGUUCAGAGAUGCAAGGGGCCCUGCAGUUUAUCUCAGCUGUCAUUGGAUAAGAGGCUGAGUACAACCCAGCUGCAAGACUCAAAUUAGAAUUGCCACUCAAUCUAAGGUUCAUGUUUUAUCAUCAGGAGAAAACCUAAGCAGGGAAGGGGAGGUAGUACGAACUUCACUCCAAAAUGCCCCAGCGAAGACUGAAACAAACCUUUUUUCUUUGAGGCUGUGUGACAUAAAUCAAAUUAUUCAAACUGUAUACCGAUAUACUCAAAUAAAGUCAUUUGUGGCAAAAACCAGAGACCUCACCACAGGAACUGUUGAGUAAAUACUUUAAAGGUUCUGACCUGAAAAUAAACACCAAAAGUGUUAAAAGUAAAAUACAGAGCUAUGAAUGCAAACAAAAUUGGUACUAUAAAAGUGUACUGACAUCACUCAAACAUUUUAGCCCCUUCAAGGUAGUAGGCUCCACCUCCUAACCUAAAAAUACUUAUCAGAUAAUACUCUACUCUUUAAUCUGUUCUUAUUAAAGUAUAAAGUUAUCUGAUCGUUUGCAGGGAAGGCAGUA